AUUCCUGGUACAUCUCGUUGAGAAUUAUUUUCCAAAAAUGAAUUUUACAUAUGUUCCCAGUUACCCCUCGUUUUCGGCCUUAUUAUCCCUUGCAAACAUCGCUUUAUUUGUACUACGUACGUUAAUUUCCCUAAUAAUAUUUUAGCGAGCUAUUCGGAAGAUUCUAAUUUAGAUAAUAACGUACAAGAAUGUGGACAGAAACACCAGAGAGUGUGUUUAUCAGCGUCAUGUAUAAAGGCAUCGGCACAAAUAUUAUCUCAAAUGGAUUUCGCAGUUUCGCCCUGCGACGACUUUUAUAGGUUUGUUUGCGGCAAUUAUAUGAAAACCACGACAAUUCCUGAUGACAAAACGUCCGUUAACACAUUCACAGUCAUAGUGGACGAAUUGGAAGAACAAUUAAAAUUAGCUCUCGGAGAUACUGACAACGAAGAGAUAUCAUCGAUUCAAAAAGUGAAAAGAUACUAUCAAUCGUGCAUUAACAAACUGUGGAAUUUUAGAGGAGAUUGAAGAGAGGGGAAUUAACGAAGUCAGGGAUAUAAUAACGGAACUUGGGGGUUGGCCUGUGGUCGAAGGAAGAAACUGGAACGAAGACAAAUUUAAUUGGUUACAGUCGGUUUUUUUGAACAGGAAAUUGGGCUUAGACACCGGCUUCUUCAUAGAUUUCUCGGUAGGGUUUGACUUCAAAAAUUCUUCUCGACGAUUAAUUCAGGUAAUAGAGCUAUUAUGUCAUGGGAACGGUUGUUUCAUGUUUCAUUAUCAUCAUAAGGUCGUCAGUUCUAAGACUGGUUGGACACGUACCUCC
Messenger RNA from Agrilus planipennis (emerald ash borer), 802 nucleotides. RefSeq names its product neprilysin. Gene Ontology annotation, molecular function: metalloendopeptidase activity. Gene Ontology annotation, cellular component: plasma membrane. The record is from RefSeq and is a predicted model, not a curated record. Lineage: Eukaryota; Metazoa; Arthropoda; Insecta; Coleoptera; Buprestidae. Bases 262 to 507 code for a protein of 81 amino acids. The transcript is spliced from 2 exons. Gene Ontology annotation, biological process: protein processing.